UCUCUCCCCUUCUUUAUUCUGAUAGAAUAAAGAAAAGUAAAAGAAGGCAGCAGAAUUACUUCUACUCCACCACUUGCAGAUAAGACUUGUAAGGCGCAUCGUUUUAUUCAUCUUUCAAUUAUCUAAACAAACGGAGAGGCUUAAGGUCAAAAUUUUUGUGGAGUGAUUUUUCCACGAGUAUAUAUAUAAAAAAAUAAUAACAACAAAAUGGUAUCAGGGAAGUCUUAAAAAACUCGACAUAAUCCUUACAGAUGCCGGUGGAUAGAUACCUGUUACUUUCUGCUCUCCCGGAUUACUCUUAAAUAAUUUAGGAAUUCGGAGGCCACGACGUACAUGGAUAAAAGAGUUGGUUUCCUGUGUUUGAUUUCUCUGUAAUCGACGCUGAGUUCGAAGGAUGUAGCUGACUUAGGUGCUCAAUAUUUACAUAUAAAAUUAUUUUUUUUCGAACCUUAAUUUACUUGGUUCGAAUUUGAACAUUUUUAAGUGUUCUGAAACUCCAUCUGAGAACUAUGGGAAGCUGGGAGGAAGACGACAGGGUCAACAUAGGCACGGACGAUGAAAUGAUAAUACGCGGCUUCAGACGGUCUUAUCCAAAAAUUAUUCUAACAUGGAUUGGCGUGAUUCUAUCCUGUGGUCUUUUAUUAGCAGUAUUGUCUUGGAGGCGGCGUAUUUUUAUGAAAUUUACUCAUAAAAGAUGCUCUUUGGCCACUGCUGAAAAAGUUUUACUUAUAGAUUGCUACAAUCAACAAUUUGUGGAGAAAGUAGAAAGACCCACUGAUAGUACCUUAUCUUCAAAGCAAUACACUUACUUUUUCAACAAAAAGAUCAAAUAUAUAUGGGAUCAACAACAGGUCAAGUUCUAUAAAGUAAGUGGUCUCCAGAUAAAAAAUUGUGCCAGUUUUCAUAAACUUGCUGAUGGCUUACACACAACUGAAGCAGUAUUUCGAUUGCAACAUUACGGACGAAAUUCUAUCUUCGUAGAAGUACAACCAGUUCUCAAAUUAGUUUUAAGAGAGAUCAGGAGCCCAUUUUAUAUUUAUCAAAUGUUUAUUGUUGUUGUGUGGAUGAUUCAAGUUUAUUAUCAAUUCGCUUUAUGUAUCGUUUUGUUGUCCAUCAUUUCUAUCACGGCAACGGUAUGGGAAACAAGAAAGCAAAGUAGAGCUCUGAAGGAAGCUGUUCGAACUGAUGCUAUUGUGACACUUUUACGUGAUGGGAAAGAAGUUCAAAAAUCCUCAGAUGAGUUGGUACCGGGAGAUGUUAUAGUACUUCCAGAGACGCAAUUCAUUAUGGUGUGUGAUGCAGUGCUUCUCUCUGGAAAUUGUGUCGUUAAUGAAAGCAUGCUAACAGGAGAGAGCACGCCCAUCACUAAAGUGCCCAUAGCAAACGACAUCAGUUCUCACUACGACACGGCCAAUAACAAGAGAAACACUUUAUUUUGUGGGACUGAGGUUUUGCAUAGCAGAAAUGUGGAUGGCUCUGGUAUAAAAGCUAUUGUGUACCGUACUGGUUUUUCUACUGCAAAAGGGGAGCUUGUUCGAGCUAUUCUCUUUCCUAAGCCUGUUAACUUUAAACUUUAUACUGAAUUAUUCAAAUGCAUGAUCAUUUUCUUCGUUCUUGGUAUUCCACCAAUCAUUUACACUUCCAUUAUAUGGGUUCAUCUCGGAGCUUAUACUAGAGACACUAUCAUCAUUGUUGUGGAUGUACUUACAUUCCUUGUACCACCUGUUUUGCCAGCUGUACUUACAAGUAUCAAUGCACAUGCUCAAAGAAGAUUAAGAAAACACGGCAUCUAUUGUCUGAACUCUCGCUACAUCAAUUUCUGUGGGGGCUUGGACGUCGUAUGCUUUGAUAAGACUGGAACUCUCACAGAAGAUAGUUUAGAUAUUUCUGGAGUUGUACCAAUUGAUGAUGGCAGGUUUGAAAGAGCGGUCAAGCAUUUAAAUCAUUUGCCCAACAGUCCGUUGAUGAAGGCAAUGGCCACUUGUCAUUCUCUUUCGAAGGUUAAUGGAAAACUUCUUGGCCAUACAGUGGAUGUUAAAAUAUUUGAAGCAAUAGGGUGGGAUUUGGAAGAACCUGAUUUUGGUGAUCAAGUACCGUUUGAAAGAGUGCCACCUCGAAUAGUUUAUCCUCAACCUACCGAAACUUCACCAUAUCAGCCAGCUUCUGCAAUUGCCGUCGUGAGACAGUUUCCCUUUGAAUCUCUACUUCGCAGAAUGUCCGUGGUAGCCAAAUCUCAAGGUAGUAGGCACUUUGAAGUGUACUUGAAGGGAGCUCCAGAAUUGGUCAGCUCUUUGAGCAAACCUGAAACAGUUCCGGAUAACUUUAAAGAAGUUUUGGAGUUCUACACAAGACAAGGAUUCAGAGUGCUGGGCAUAGGAAACAAAGUAUUGCCGGAUGACUUCGUGUGGGAUGACGUAUUGAGGUUACCAAGAGAAGAGUUAGAAUGUGACAUGCAGUUUCAAGGUCUAAUUGUCUUACAAAACAGAUUGAAACCUGAAACCGUUCCAACUUUGAAUGUAUUAAAAGCUGCUGACAUAAGAACUAUCAUGGUGACAGGAGAUAAUCUUUUGACGGCUAUCACUGUUGCUAGAGAUUGUGGAAUGAUUGAAGAAUAUGAUUCCGUCAUAUCCGUUCAAGCAAGUAUCGUUGGAACAGAAUCUUCAAAAAUGGAUGACAAACCACGCCUUCAGAUCCACUAUAACUAUGCUAAACUUCCAGGAUUCAGUGAAAAGCUCAACAUGGUUCAAAAUGGUAUGAUUGAUGAUAUUUGCGCUCCUACAAUCGAGAAUUCAAAUUACCACUUAGCGAUGGAAGGGACAACAUUUAAUUUGAUAAGGCUUCACAACACCCAGUUACUUGAUAAAAUGGUCUUAAAAGGAACAAUAUUUGCCCGAAUGUUACCAGAACAUAAACUUUACCUCAUAGAGACUCUUCAGAAUUUGGGGCACCAAGUAGGAAUGUGUGGAGAUGGAGCUAAUGACUGUGGAGCUUUAAAAACAGCACAUGCUGGAGUGUCAUUGUCAGUGGCUGAGGCUUCAGUUGCUUCUCCAUUCACAUCAACACAACAAAAUAUUCAGUGCAUCCCAAUGGUUAUCAGGGAAGGUAGAGCUACUCUUUCUGCCACAUUUGGAGCUUUCCGUUACAUGACGUGUUACUGUUUUGUAUUACUUGCUGCAGUUCUGAUAAUGUUUUGGGAUGGUCAAAAACCCUCUGAUGGAGGUUAUGUGGUUAUAGAUAUAGUUCUCAACCUAUUACCACCCAUUCUUUUCGGAAGUACGGAAGCUUUCCCCGGACUGGUUAAAAGAGCACCAACUCGAAGCAUAAUUAGUUUCUUACCUCAGUUUUCAAUGUUUUCAUUCAUGAUCAUUCAGAUUGGAGUGUAUGUUUUGGCCUAUGAAUACUGCUUAAUGCAACCAUGGUAUGAACCAUUUGUGUACAACAAAACGAUGACCCACACUCCUGCAGCUUCCCAUUCUGGUACGGCUAUCCUUUCGGUCAAUAUGAUGUCAUAUGUCAUUGCUGCAGUUAUUUUUGCACCAGGACCACCAUACAGGAAGAAUUUCACCUCAAACAAAACGUAUCUCGUAGUUGUGUUUGCAGAGUUUUUAUUAGUUACAUACUUCACUAUUUAUCCAGCCGAUUCUGUUGCAAGGUUUAUAAAUCUUAAACAUGCACCAUUUAUUGAAUUUCAUUUAUUGCUGUAUGUGUUGUCUCUGGCAAACUUUAUUAUUUCAUAUAUUUGGGAGAUAUUCUUCAUUCAAGGAUUCCUAUUUGAUUAUGUGGUUCCAGCCAUUCGACGCUUCAGAGGACCUAUUCAUAAAUUCGAAAAGUUACAACUUCAAAUGGCUUCGAAUAAAAAAUGGCCACCAGUUAGUCAUUAUGAAACAACUUUUCUCAGAGAUGAAUUUGGCGAUGACGAAAUAGAUGCUUGCGUCACUAGAAGUUCAAUCAAGCGUUUGCAGUUACGUAGACAAAGCAGUGAUAUACGGAAUUCCGUGAGAGUGGGUCUGAAAUUAUCAAAGUCGGAAUCUAUUGAUGAACGAGCCGAAGAAACAGUUGCUUUUGUUACUUUCAAAGAAGGAAGGUCCAACACAUUUCAAACUGGAACUUCAAUCAGCAAUGAGCAGAAUUUUGUAUGAAAACAUACGCAAAAAAGAAGCCAAUAGGUGCGUUUCGAAAAAAAAAUCUGUUGGAGGUCCUCCAAGCACUCCAACUUAUGAGUUUAUAUACUGUACAUUAUAUGAACUCACGAGUUUGAAUGGUUGGAGGUGAUCUCUAACAGAUCUAUUUUACCACAGCACUGAAUGGGUUUCAAGGUUGGUUUUUUAAGUGUUCCUUCCAAAGAUGGAGAGAGACUGUUGAAUUCUCAAACUUUCAUUUUGUUAUGUAAAUUAUUUUACGUUGCAUUUAUAAAGUACAUAUGUUGUUUACGAAUUAUUUUAUAAGAAAAAUAUUCAUUUAGAUACCAUCAUUAAUGUUCAAUGAUUUCAUUGGUAUUGAUAGUAAAAAAUAUUAUUUUUUAUUCACUAUUCAUUUCUUAGAGUAAUAAUUCUCAAAUCCUCGCAUUUUAAAAUAAUACCGUCAUACUUUAAUUUGUUAAGAAAAAUGGUGAUCAUUGUAAUGUUCACAGCAGAAAACACGGAUCACCCUUAAUAAAUUUUUAUAUGACAAUCGAAUUUUAACGUACUAGCUUGCAAAUUAAAUUGUUCAAUAGGUAGCUCUUAAAUGUGCUAAUUAAUUUGUAUAAAUGAUGUUUUAAGUCAGGAAAUCAACGACAGAUACCAUCUACCUUUUUUGACCUGUGUGGAUGUCUAACCUUCAAAAUUUGGGGGAUUGCGCAAGCCGGAAAAUAUGAUCCUCAAUAGUUUGCAAAGUAAAACAAAUUUUAUACGUACUUUUUUUAAAAAUUUGAAUACUC
Molecule: messenger RNA, 4918 nt
Organism: Parasteatoda tepidariorum (common house spider)
Lineage: Eukaryota; Metazoa; Arthropoda; Arachnida; Araneae; Theridiidae
Source: RefSeq, a predicted model, not a curated record